This is a messenger RNA of Urocitellus parryii (Arctic ground squirrel), 2370 nucleotides long. It is a transcript of the gene Ctso, whose product is annotated as cathepsin O. Gene Ontology annotation, molecular function: cysteine-type peptidase activity. Lineage: Eukaryota; Metazoa; Chordata; Mammalia; Rodentia; Sciuridae. Gene Ontology annotation, biological process: proteolysis. The record is from RefSeq and is a predicted model, not a curated record.
CGGCGCGGGAUGGCGCUGCGGUGGCUCUGGACGCUGAGCUUCUGGUGCCUCCUGGGCCGCGGCCAAGCGGGUCCCCGCGCCCACGCCACCCGCACCUGGCCGCCCAGCCGCCAGCACGAGGCAGCCGCUUUCCGGGAAAGCCUUAAUAGACAUCAGUACUUGAAUUCUUUUUUUCCUCAUGACAACUCCUCUGCCUUCUAUGGAGUAAAUCAGUUUUCUUAUUUGCUUCCUGAAGAAUUUAAAGCCAUAUAUUUACGAAGCACAUCUACCAGGUUUCCCAGAUACCCAGCAGGAGUACAGACACCCAUCCCCAAUGUGUCAUUGGCAGUAAGAUUCGACUGGAGGGACAAACAUGUUGUCACACAAGUGAGAAACCAGGAGAUGUGUGGAGGAUGCUGGGCCUUCAGUGUGGUGGGUGCAGUGGAAUCAGUAUAUGCCAUAAGAGGGAAGCCUUUGGAAGACCUGAGUGUGCAGCAAGUCAUCGACUGUUCAUAUAAUAACUACGGCUGCGAAGGAGGCUCUCCUGUCAGUGCUCUGAACUGGUUGAACAAGACACAAGUAAAACUGGUGGGAGAUUCAGAAUACCCGUUUAAAGCCCACAACAGCCUGUGUCAUUACUUUUCCAGUUCACAUUCUGGAGUUUCAAUCAGAGGUUAUUAUGCCUAUGACUUCAGUGACCAAGAAGAUGAAAUGGCAAAAGCACUUCUUGCCUUUGGCCCUUUAAUAGUGAUAGUAGAUGCAGUGAGCUGGCAAGAUUAUCUGGGAGGCAUAAUACAACAUCAUUGCUCUAGUGGAGAAGCCAAUCAUGCAGUUCUUAUAAGUGGAUUUGAUAAAACAGGAGAUAUUCCAUAUUGGAUUGUGCGGAACUCAUGGGGAAGUUCAUGGGGAGUAGAUGGCUAUGCCCAUGUAAAAAUGGGAGGUAAUAUUUGUGGUAUUGCAGAUUCGGUUUCUGUUGUAUUUGUGUGACAUAUUGGAGACAUCAUGAGAAAGCUACAAAAAUGAAGAUUUUUAUAAUACAAUGUAACAUUCUAAGCAUUACUCAGCUUCAAAUUUAGCAAGUACCUACAAAAUGCUAUGGGGCCUAGUAGUACUGAAGUUACAGAAUGUCUGUUCUUUGAGAUACACAGACAACUGAAGUCUGAAGGAGUUCCAGUGCCUCAGCCUUUAGGGGAAUUUAUGAAGCAAGCUGGGGAAGAAGAUCAGAUUAGGAAAAAUUUUAGAUCCUACCACAUCUGAACAAACUACUGUUUGUUUUGAUUUGCUUGCUGUCUUUCUUUUUUUUUUUAUCAUGGUUGUCUGAUUAUUUUUAAUGAGGUACUUUGAUUAGGUGAAAUCAAAGAGACUCUAAGAAUUUGUUUUCCUUUGUGGGAUAUAAUCACUAGCCUUAGAUUACCCCCAUCUCCAUGACCGGCUGACCUAAAGUGAAGUGUGCCUAUCACAAUUAUACUAGCAAUUUUUUGAGAUGGAAUAUCAUAAAGACUCAAAAUACCAGGUGCUUUUCCUCAUCAAAGGGUGCUUAUCCCUUGAACAGUAGAAGGACCAUGUGCAAGGAAACAGAAGACCAAUCCCUUCCUAAAAGAAACAAACUGAAAUUCAAUGACCGUUAUGGAAACUGGGAGGUCAGAAGCCUCAAGUACUACUCCCUGCCAUGCUGGAAUUUUCUUUGCCGGGAAAUUCUUAUUGUUGAAAAGAAUCCAAUAGAUUUAACUUCUUACUUUUUUCUACCUAUAUUAGAGAACAAAGUAUUUUCCUACCUAUUCACUCUCUCUUAGUCUUUACUGCACAAUUCCCACAUUUUUUCUCAUGGUUUAAUGCACUUGACUAAAGAAAUUGUCCUCAUUGUUUACCUUUCUGUUCUAUUUUCUAAUCACUUGGCUCCCUUGGGGUUUGGGUUUUUAUCCACAUAGGCUCCACCUCUUUCUUUCUCCCAUGAUUCUGGGCACCUCUCCUCUCAAAGAGUCCCAUCUCCUAACCCAGCCUGUCAGUCAGAAUGUGAGCUUCCCUGGCCCUCUGACUUCUAGUUUUUCAUUUAGUUCUCCUGGUCUCCCAUCCCAACUGCCUCUUUGUGUUUCCCUUUGGCGUUCACUUGGCUCCUGGAUCUUAAUGCCCGUGAUCAUUCUGGUGUCAUUAAUUACAUAAGUGAUUUCAGGUGCUAUGCUGCUAAUGGGGUCAUGAUUAACUUGUAUCCUCAGCAGUGAUUGAUAAAUCUGUGUGCACAGAAGGAACACUGUGUGCAGCUCCUAUUCUGCAACCAGGAAACCAGCUACUCCUUGUAUAGCAGUGUUAAGAACCUCAUAAUAAAAGAGCUGAUCUUCUGAUUGAAUUUUAAGUAGAAAUGUUUUUUAAACAUCAAUGUAAUAAAUCGUAUCA